AGAGCUGAACGCGAGACUCGUCAAGGAUCAUCUAUACAGCAGCAGCAGCGAGGAACGUCCCUCACCGAGCGGACCGCGUGCAACGAGGCUACGCUCGUGGUCUCAAGCCGUCUCCUGCGAACCGACACACGGGCGACACUCCCCUUCUACCCUCCUCUUCCCCCCCCCGCCCCCCUUUGUACCCCCCCUCCCCUCCCCAAAAAUAAGGGGGACCUCCCCUCCCCCGGAGCUCCGCGCAUCUGAGCGAAGUUUCGUCGGCGAGUCAUCACUCAUCCCUUAUACCUUGACAGCCCCUCGCCUCUCUCUCACUGAUUGACAGCGAGGGUGGCAUAGCGCCAUAAGAUACGACAGCGGCGAAGUUGCAGGCUUCGUGUUGACUACGACUACGCAUUGCUCGCUCCGAGAGUUACGUGACAUUUUUAUAUACUUGCAAGUUUUCAAGGUGCUGCUGCUGCUGCUCGUGGUGGCUGGUGGUGGUGGUGGUGGGGGGUGGUUGUGGGUGAGCAACAACAACAAAAAAGCGAGAGAGAAAAUUUUUACUGAACUGCAACGGCAAAAGCGAAGAGUCAUUUAAGAAGAGGAGAGAGAAAGAGAGAAGAGAGGAAAGAAAAGGGGGGCUGAAAGUAUUGUUGUUGCUGAAGACGGCACGGCGAAGAAAGCAAGACUUUAGCGGCGAGCGAGUGUCGGGGAUUUCUCGUUGCUAUUAAUUGACGCCGUCGUUGUUGACGCUGCCGCUGGUGUUGUUGUCGGAUAUACUGCGCUACAACAGCGAGCCUACAACUGCCCGAUGGCGCAACGGUACGAUGAUCUGCCGCAUUCGCAUUAUGGGGCGAUGGACGGCGUGGGCUCCAUGUACGGCGAGCCGCACGCACCUAGACCCAUGCAGCCGGUGCCGCACCUCAACCACGGCCCGCCGCUCCACCAGUACCCGCACAGCACCCACGCCGGCGUUAUGGCCGGCUCCAUGGGCUCAGCUGUCAACGACGCGCUCAAGAGGGAUAAGGACUCGAUUUACGGCCACCCGCUCUUCCCGCUGCUGGCGCUCGUGUUUGAGAAGUGCGAGCUGGCGACCUGCACGCCGCGGGAGCCCGGUGUGGCUGGCGGAGACGUUUGCUCGUCAGACUCGUUCAAUGAAGACAUAGCCGUGUUCGCAAAACAGGUUUGCGACGAGGUGCGGGCAGAGAAGCCUCUGUUCUCAUCAAACCCAGAGCUCGACAACUUGAUGAUAUUAGCCAUUCAAGUAUUAAGAUUUCACCUCAUGGAGCUCGAGAAGGUACACGAACUGUGCGACAAUUUCUGCCACCGGUACAUCAGCUGCCUGAAGGGCAAGAUGCCGAUAGACCUGGUGAUCGACGAACGAGACGGCAACACCAAAGUGGACGACGAACUCUCCGGAUCAUCUUCGGGCACUCUGGCCGACCAGAACCCGGUAUCCUGGUCGCGGGAGCACGAGGACACGGGCACGACGCACUCCACCGGUGGGACGCCGGGCCCUUCCAGCGGAGGACAUGCCUCCCAGAGCGGCGACAACUGCAGUGAGCCAGGGGAUGGGAUGGACAACAGUGUAGCCUCCGAGGGCACGGGAGACGAUGACGAUCCGGACAAGGACAAGAAGAGGCAGAAAAAACGUGGAAUCUUCCCCAAAGUUGCGACCAACAUCAUGCGCGCCUGGCUCUUCCAGCAUCUGUCGCACCCGUACCCGUCAGAAGAACAAAAGAAACAACUUGCGCAGGACACCGGAUUGACCAUAUUACAAGUCAACAACUGGUUCAUCAACGCUCGCCGUCGGAUAGUGCAGCCCAUGAUUGACCAGUCCAACCGAGCAGUGAGUCAAGGUGCCGGAUACAGUCCGGACGGGCAGCCCAUGGCUGGCUUCAUGAUGGACGGCCAGCAACACAUGGGACUAAGGGGACCUGGCCUACACGGAAUGCCGGGGGAAUACAUCACGCAAGGCGGCCUGGGGCUCGGCAUGUCGCCCGCCGGUUACACCUCACCACAGAUGGCAGCGGCGGCGGCUGCCGCCCACCACCAUCACCACCACCACCACCACCAGUCACAGCUGCACCACGGGCACGGGGCCCCCAUGCACUCCUACCUUCCCGGGCACCAUGCAUCGCAACUGCACCACGCGCCGCACCACGCCAUGAUGAUGCCGGGCGGCCACGCGUCCGGCAUGAGCAUGGCAGCGGUAGCGGCGGCGGCAGCCGCCAGCCCCACCGGCAUGAUGGGAGCUCCUGGCGAUCCCGGUUUGGUUGGGCAGGUUAUGGACAUCCACGCCCAGUAAAAAGGGAAAACUCCAACUACAAGCACGACAACUACGAAAAGAGGAAAAAGAAAAACCGUAACGCUAAUAAAAAAGAAAAAAAUAUAUAUGUAAAAAGAAUCAAACAACAAUAACAAACUUAAGAAGCAAAACAAACAAAAACUAUGUCAGGAAGAUAAAAAUGAAAAUUCCGCAGAAUGGCAGACGAAGCUAAACCGAACUUUUACAUGUUAUCACAGUCACCGCCAUCAAACCGACCCGCCUUUUACUACGUCGCAGAAUCAUUGUAGCCGUGACCUCAGAGAGAAUGCGGGGGAGAGAGAGAGAGAUGAUGGUGGUGGUGGUGGUGGGAAAGAGAAAGAACGAGGAGCAGGAAGACAAACCGUCGUCGAAUCGAAAUGACGCUGUCAUUUCCACAGCACAGUCUGUGCCGUGCCGAGGCUUUUUGUUGAUUUUUUUUUACCAUCCGAACUCUUUAACGCCACCAAUCCGUGAUGCACAAAGAACGGAGAGAGAGGCACCCGGCAGUCCCACUGAUGUCAUGGCAAUUUUUUUUUCUUUAUUUAUUUCUUAUUACUUUUUUGUUUAUGCUUCUUCUCAUCGAAUUGAUGUUGCUUGCAUUUUUUUUCUUUGCUGUGCUGUGACAUCGCAGUCAAAUCACAUCUCUAAAAUCGGCUUGGCAGUGUUUAUUUAAACGCAUCACAUAAGUAAAAACAACAAAUAAUAAGCAUGCUCAAUUUUAAGCAGCUUUACUUUUUAAGCCUUCACUUUGGCGCGAUUUACUGUGAUUCAAACUGUAUUUAUGGCAUCGCUGAUGCUUUUGCAAUCCUAAUCAGGCAACAUUUCUUUGCGAGCACUAUACUAAAUUCUGCGGCCAAGCAUGAAAAUUACUCGUUCUUUCUGUAGCUGCAUUUGUGAUCAUGUAACCACCAACCUCUACCCACCAUCUGCGUCCGUGAUGUUGGAGAUGCGAUCCUUCACCUUCCAGAAACUCUGUUUUGUGAUCAUGACCUCUGAACGUUAACCUCUGUUGGGCUUCCCCACCCUUUCCUCCAUUCCUGGUCUUUCCAAAGCCCCCGCCCCUCUCCACAACACAACCUCGUGGCUUCCCAUACCCUCUCUCCCCACCCAUUCACCAAGCCUCAUAAACACAGCGACUCAAUAGAAGAAUGUGAAGUCACGUGAUCAACAAACUUUUACCGUUUAUUUCCAUUCACGUUUAAACGCUCUCUGCGCAACACACACACACAUCACCAUCACCAACAUCAGCCGUGAUCAAUUUAGUGCUGGAUUAAGGCCUCGCCACAACCGUCGCCAUCUCUCAUGGCCCCCACGACACAACAAUGUCAUCUUAUAUAUCAUGCUAGAUAUGUGGUCAUGCACAGCCCAUCAUUUGUUCAUAUCGUUUCGUCUAACUGCAAUUCAAAUGCAUUACAUUUGUUUAACUUUUGCAUGAGACAUUUACAAAAAAAAUGUUAGUUUUUUUCGUUGGAAAUUGGAAAUAUAAUUUUAUUUUCUUGGCACAUUUUAGGGGACCUGUAUUUGUUUUUUUUCAUAUGGAAUUCGUUCAGUGUUCUGAUGAAGAGGCAGGCUAACGCUAACAUUUCUGUAACUAAGCUGCGGUCAAGGGUUAAAGUCAACGACCAUUACGUUUGUGUUUAGACAGAGGUGAGUGACCUAAUUAGGAAUUUUGUCUGCCAAUUGCGUGCAGACCACCUUGCAUAAAAUGCAUACCUACCUACCCGCGAGAAGCCCUCUGUUUUGAAAAGGGGUCCAAUAGGAUGAUAGCGAGGAAUUUCAAAUUCCUGCAGGGAGCUAUAUAGGAUUCGUUUAGAAUUCCUACCGAUUUUAUUUCUGUGUCUUAUGGAAUCCAGUGGGAUUUUUCAUUUCUUUUGUCAGGGAACAAUAUUAUUAUUACGUGGAUUAUUACUACACUAAUGUGAGUUUGUUUCUUUUGUUUUAUUUCGUACUUCAAAUCUUAAAAAAGAAAAAAAAUCUGCGUAAGCUGUAAACUCUCACACACACACAUGGGCCGAAUGCGAUGUCUAAGCUCUUACAUAUGCACAGCACCUUGCAAAAUAAUACAACACGAAACCCGAGGAAUAUCAUUAUUAUUUGCUUCGACCUUUAUUUUUUUGCCUACACACCACAUCCCUAAUAUGGCGGUGCUGAUCACUCCUCUCGAACAACGUAAAGAUAAAAAAACCACGUGUGAUAAAACUAAAGUUAAGAUAAAUAAAAAAAUGAAAAAAAUAUAUAAAUAUAUUAUGGCUGGAUUGAUAUCAUUUUGUAACCGGUAAAGUCAAAGACUUUUAAUGUCCUGUCACUUUUGGACUGCACUUAAUGCCCUCUUUAAUGCUUAGAUACACGUAAUGUACAGGUUUAUUUUGGAUUAGUGUUUCUAAGCUGCAUAUCCUGAUGCGUAAUAAAACGGACUGUGAAGUGUCAACUGUGUUAAUUUGCAACAAACAUACAAAAAAAAUCGUCAUCAUUUUUAGAUGUUCCUAUUUGUAAAAUAUGCACAGUAUUGUAGUAGCUCUCUCUCUCUCUCUCUCGUGAUGCAUGCUGGUCUCAACCUGCCCUCUUUUCGUUAGUAACGCUCUCAGAUUGAGACCUUUAGCCGUGUCUGUUGUAUGCUUAAAUAAUAAAAAAAACACAAAAAAAACACAGAUGUCAGAAAACUUGUAAUAUUUUUGUUUUGUUCAUUUUUGUUGUCGGGCUGCUUAAAUGAU
Messenger RNA from Lethenteron reissneri (Far Eastern brook lamprey), 4995 nucleotides. RefSeq names its product homeobox protein Meis1-like. Gene Ontology annotation, biological process: regulation of DNA-templated transcription. The record is from RefSeq and is a predicted model, not a curated record. Gene Ontology annotation, molecular function: DNA binding. Lineage: Eukaryota; Metazoa; Chordata; Hyperoartia; Petromyzontiformes; Petromyzontidae.